Molecule: messenger RNA, 7220 nt
Organism: Salvelinus fontinalis (brook trout)
Lineage: Eukaryota; Metazoa; Chordata; Actinopteri; Salmoniformes; Salmonidae
Product: homeobox and leucine zipper protein Homez-like
Exons: 2
Coding region: 4531-6381 (616 amino acids)
Biological process (GO): regulation of transcription by RNA polymerase II
Cellular component (GO): nucleus
Molecular function (GO): DNA binding; DNA-binding transcription factor activity, RNA polymerase II-specific
Source: RefSeq, a predicted model, not a curated record
GAGGUUUGUGCCGUAGGCUAUAGGCCCAAUACAUUGUCACUGCAUAUUGGCAAUGCUUGAAUUGCCCUGCUAAUGUUGUUCUUCUCAGACCAUUUUGAAAUCAUAUUUAAACAUGUUAGGUGUAUGAUCCCACUGGUAAUUGAUCAUUUGUUGUAUUACUUGUGUGGCACAGCUGAGUGAGCAUAAUAAACAUUUUUUUUUUUUUACUGGACUGAUGGCCUGCAUCUGAUGGUCAGUCUGAGGGGAGAGAAGGAGCAGCGGUGAGGCUGCCUCUCACCGUCCCUCCACUGAGGAAAGGGGACAGUUUUCCAGCCGAUGUCGAAAAGUAUUUCUGCCUCAUGCACAAAUUCAUGUUGUUGCCCCUAUGACCAGAGAAAGUUAAAUAGUCCUUCAUGUUAGAAAAGACAAGUCGCUAAUCAUAACAAACGCAAGCUUAUCGGGAACACUUUGCCAUCUAUACUUCUUCAUUGCAGCUGCAGUGCUGGUUGUAGCGUGAGUGGAAGUAGGGAGAACGUGCAUUUUAUGGCUUACCAUGUUGACAGUGCUGAAUAACAACUUAAACAUGAACUUACACAUAAAAACAUUGGCUAUUUGAUGUAUUCGUUGAGUCUCUCUGUAGUCAGGGUUUUAAAAUCUCACAGUAUACAUUUUGCUGUGCAUUCCAUGCUUAUUUUUAGUCUUUGGCUCGAGGAAACUGUGCAGAUAGGUGAGCUGAGCUAAAGUGUUGUCCUAUAGGUGCACUUGAUUUGCUCUCUGGGCCUGCAGGGUAGGCGGAGUUCAGACACAUGAAAUGGUUCAAAAUGGGAACAUUUUGCCUUCCUUUUGCUGGGACUGCUGAAUAAAGUGCACCUACCGCCAACUGUACGAAAUAAAUACAAUUAAAUAAGGAACGCUAGGCUUCAUCACAAAGUUUCUAAACCCAGAGACGCGACAUCGUGACACUUCCGGGAAAGCUUGCGAAGCAGACCAGGCCUGGGUUUGAGAAGUCAAUGAGCGAAGUGAAAAAUUCUACUUUAGCUGUUAAUUUUCUAGAUUCGAGACAAUGUCUUAAGUAGUUGAACAUGUUAUUACUCCAACCUCGUCCCAGUUUGUUACUUUGACGUUUUAAUUUUCGUUAAAAAAUACUUUAUAUCAAAUGAUAUAAAUGAUUUGACAGCUUGCACAUCUUGCGCUGUUCGACGCGAGACGACCGACCCGAUGGCGUGUUUCUGCGCUUUAUCGUUGUUUUCUUUUACCUAAAUGCUUGGUGAUCGACUAGGAAUGCCUUGGAGAUGGACCGGUCGAUGGUGACCAUUGCUCUAAAACAAACGGUGAAACAAGUCAUAUGGAAUGCUCUUUAUUGGUCAGAACCAGGGGCGCAACUUUCACUGGGGCGGACAUGUCAUUCUGAAAUUGUAUUUUCAGUUUUACUAUUGGAAUGUGAUACAAAACCAGGCGACGGUGUGCUUUAGGACCAUGCUGACGACCCCGAGCGGUCGGGUAGGCUGUUUGGAGUGUUUAUCCGACUGGUCAGAUCUGACAAGACUGAAACAACAACAAAUGUGGCUUAAAAACGGCAUGACAUGUUUGACUAAUACCAAAAUAUAUGAAAAUGAAUCAUCCUGGAAAACACUAUGAAGUAAAGUAAAUAUACAGACAUAAUGAAAACUAGUCAGUUACACACCUUAAGAAAAUGGCAAUGUAUUCCUCAGACCUGUUUGUAAAUGAACCAUUUCAAAAUAUCUGGACAGAAACCACAGCAUAUUGUACAAUGAUGAGGUCAAUGAAACGUGAUUAAGGGACAUGAAAAGAUGGAAGUUCAAUGGAACAACAUUGUGAUAGGUGGGUAAUUUAACUAGCAGGGGGAGACAAAGUCCUGCCUUGUAUGUUAACUGAAAUCUAGCCAGUGUAAGACACAAUAUUUUUUAUUUUGUUUCACCUUUAUUUAACUAGGCAAGUCAGUUAAGAACAAAUUCUUAUUUACAAUGAUGGCCUACCACAAGGCAAAAAGUCUCCUGCGAUUAAAAAUUAAAUAAAAAUAUAGGACAAAACACAUAUGACAAGAGAGACGCCGGAACACCACAUAAAGAGAGACCUAAGACGACAACAUAGCAUGGCAGCACAAUAGUCGGGAUCCAAACUGAAUUCAAUACAUUUAAGAUAUUGCCUAGACAAGCUCACAGAAUUCCUCUGUAUACGGCAUACCAGUAACCCUCUCACACGUGCACAUGGGACCCUGGUGAGACUCAUUAGGUUUCGUUGGUGGUAAGACUGCUGUUGAAACUGAUAGACCUCUCCACAUGGGCAUCCCUACUGCUGUUCUCCAUACUGUCUGGCAACGGCUGGGUCACCUCCUGAGAACAUGUUACUCUGGCGAAUGGUGCUUGUUUAAUAAAGUUAGGUCAAAGCCGAAUCAAUGGCUGCAAGAUCACAUAAUGAUAGUAUUCUACAUAACAUACCCAAAUAUAGUAAUAGCAUAGUAUAACAUUACUGGAAGACAAAAAAACACCACCAAAUUCCUUAGGAGGUUUUAGGAUGAUUGCGCACGUGGUUACAUGCUUCUCUCAUGUUGCCAAAACUCAACAGCGUCUCAAGAAGAGCUAAACCAGGGAUGCCAACUUGGAUAGGGGUGGGGGCCACAAAACAUCUGAAGUCUUCAUGAGGGCCCUCAGUGGCUUGCAGGUCUGAGUACCCACAUCCAUACCAGCACAUGCAGUCAAAGCCGGCCCAAGCCCUUUGAGGGCCCUAAGUGAAAACUUGAAGAAUUAUCAUUCACGAUGGACAGUGGGAAAUGUGAACGGACUCGAGGUUGGGUGACCACCAAAAUGUGCGUAAAGUAGUGGUAAAGAACGUGAUUCGAAUCUUCAGCUCCAAUGUAUCAGUAACACAGCAACAGUCAUAGGCCGUGUUCGAGAGGCUCAAACCCGCAACGCAUCAUGGGUAAAUUGUGACUGACUGAUCUACAAAUAAUAAUGAGUCGUUUUGAUGAAAGGUGCUUUGUAGAUCAGUCAGUCAGCAGUCGCCUGCAGUCGUUUUGAUCCUCUUAAAUACGGCCAAUAUUGUGUCUAAACCCCACCCAUUUCUAAAAUGUAUCUUCUUAAAAUUGUAUUUUUUACCUAAUCCUAACCACACUGCUAACCUUAUGUAUAACACACAUUUUUUAUAACUUUUUGUAGCAAAUGUGGACUUUGUGGCUGUGGAAUCGGUCAGUGCCAUCCUGAAUCCUUGAGAGUACCUACACCAUUGAAGUUGACAUUUUAAAUGGUUAAAGUAAGAGUUAGGUAAGGGUUAUAGUUUAAGUCGUUUGUAAGUCUCUGUACUUUACUAUUUAUACUUUUGACAACUUUUACUUUUAUUCCACAACAUUCCUAAAGAAAAGUAUGUACUUUUUACUCCAUAAAUGUUCACUGACACCCAAAAGUACUCGUUACAUUUCAUAUGCUUAGCAGGACAGGAAAAUGCUCCAAUUCAAGCACUUGUCAAGAGAACAUCCCUGGUCAUCCAUACUGCCUAUGAUCUGGCGGACUCACUAAACACAAGUGCUUCGUUUGUAAAUUAUGUCUGGGUGUUGGAGUGUGCCCCUGCCUAGCCAUAAGUUAAAAUAACAAGGAAAUUGUGCCAUCUGUUUUGCCUAUUAUAAGAAAUGUUGGAUGAUUUAUACUUUUACUUUUCAAACGUAAGUAUAUUUUAGCUAUUACAUUUACUUUUGAUACUUAAUUACAUUUAAAACCAAAUACUUUGAAACUUUUACUCAAGUAGUAUUUUACUGUGUGACUCACUUUUACGUGAUUCGUUUUCUAUUAAGGUACAGUAUCUUUACUUUUACUCAUGUAUGAAAAUCGGGUACCUUUUCCACCACUGUAUCUAGUGGAAACCGGGAGAAAGGGAUCCAGGGCAUAAAUUAAUGGAACUCAUGUUAGAUGUACAACACAGCCAACAGGGGGAGACAAAGUGCAAGUUUACAUGUAAACCUGAAUCCAUCCAUCCUGUAAUCAAAAAUAAUAAUCGGUGGCAUGUAGCUAGGGUUGACGCUUAAAGUUAGCUAGCUACGUGGUCAUGGAUACGGUGCCCAUGGUAUGAGAAACAACACUGAAGCACAGCAAACAGCCAUACGGUGAGUUCGAUUAAUGGUAUCUAAUGGCAACGUUAAGUACUGUUAGAUAAAUAUUUGUUGUUGGGAUAAUAACAGUGAUAAGUAGCGCUAGUUAGCUAACUAUAAAUCCCAGUUAGCUAUAGUAGCUAGCAAAUAGUUAGCUAGCAAGCUAGCAUUGUUGGUUAACAGUAGCAAAUACUGUAGCUUACUUACAUUGCAUUGCACACACCCAGUGGUUAGCGCGCAGACGCAUGACACGCACACAUGCACGGAAUGCAUAUACGCACAACAAUGACAACAACACAUGGAUGGAAGUGUAGCUAGCUAAUUUGUCCAAAGCAGUUCUAACUAUAGUAGCAAACUAGCUAGCCAACUUUGUUUUUUACAUUAUGAAAAGAAUAUACAAAAAACGUUGGCGUUUUUAAAUUAUAUAUAUCCAUUACCAUAAGAGUGCUGUGAUGACCAGAACAAAGUGGACAGCAGAGCUGGACAAGCAUCCAGAUCCAGCUGCUAAGCUCACAGAGAAGAGUGAGUUAGCUCCAGCCCUAACAUCAGCUACCCCUAUACCACAACCACGGUACCCAGCCUCCAUCCCUGACCCCACUCCCUUCCCUCCUGUAGGCCCCGCUGACAGCAGCAAGGGGGGCACAGGGAUAAUGUACCCCAAAAGUCAGGGGAGGGGAGGCACAGCGUCCCCCUACAAUCUGGCUCCGGCUCCCUUCGACCUCAACCAGAACCACGUGGUGUGUCUGCCUCUGGUCUCCGAGCACCUGAAGCUCCUGUGGGCAAGCUCAGACCAGACCCAGGAACUGGACGGCGUGGCUUAUCUCAUAGAGGCCUUCAACGUGUUCCCAUACCCGACCCUGGGGGAGAUGGCGUCGCUCGCCCAGAGCUGCUCUCUGCAUCUGGACCAGGUCAGAGUGUGGUUCAUGGUCCAGCGGCUCCGCUAUGGGAUCAGCUGGGAUGCAGAAGAGAUCUGUAUGGCACGGUGCAAGAUUUGCGGACCAAACCAGGCGAAGGACAAAAAAGAGAAAGAAGAGAAGGUAUUGCCUCCCCUCAGUAAGGAGGGUGAUGGGAGAAACAGGAGUGAACAUUCACCUGUCUCCACCUCCAAUCAGCUUAGCAGCCUGUCCUUCGAGUCCUCCUCACCCGUUCCUCGAAAACGCCGUAAACGCCACCCUGUUGUUGCACCCAAUAACUCCAAUCUGCAACACCCUUCACCUCCAGUCCCUCUGUGCUUAGUGGCGCCCCCCACAACCACAGGGCAAACCCUAGAAGCCCCCGACAACGCCCACGAAACCGUCAAACCCCAGAGGCACUGUCAGGAUUUUCACUCAGAGCUGUGGCGGAGCUUCGGCUGUAACACAAAUCCUCCGAAGGAAGAGCUCCAGCGUCUGCAGGCCCUCACCAGGCUCCACAUGAAGUACAUCCGCAAGUGGUUCUGCAACCGGCGUUUCUUGCUCCACCACCGCGUCAAGGCCGACCCAGAGUCUGAAGAGAACGGCCAGUCACAGCCCAACGACCUCCUGUCGUCACAGACACAGCUUAUUCAGCGUCUGACACAACCACCGCCGCCAACUGACAGCAGGGUCAGACCGUCACCGACGAGGAAAAGGGUCUGUCAAGUAGAUGAUGUCGACUUCCUAAGCAGGAGUCGCAAUGGUAACCAUGUCCAUGGCAACCCCGCUAACACCACCCACCAGAUUAGGUCAAACGUGAAGGGAAAAGAGAAAGAACCAGCGGAAGUACAGAAGAAGAAGACGGGAACAGCAGACAAAGAGGAAACGGCCAGAGCUGGAGUUAAGAGAUGGGAAAAGAACAUCAAGGCGGAACUGAAGGAGGAGCGGAACGCGGUGGGGAUCACCAAAUUCAUCGAUGACGACGGAAAAGAGCAAGUUAUCAAAAUGGGCCCGUGGCCGAAGAACAAGACAAUAGCCCAGCUGGAGCUCCUGAGACACUUCUUCCUCACCUGCCAGUGGCCCAACAAAGGGGACUACACGCAACUGCAGCAGCAGACAUGCCUCUCGCGGAAGGCUCUCACCCAGUGGUUCGGAGACACCCGCUACUACGUCAAGAAGGGCAUGGAACGCUGGAUGAGUGGGGAGGAGCACCGGAAGGUCCUGGCGCAGAUUAGGGAGAAGCAGAGGCAACGGCAGAGGGACUGGUUGAUGACUGAGGAAACAGGUCCAUCGGGGUCCUCCUCCGUGCCGUCUUUGCGUACCGUGACUCACAGUGCUAAUGGGGAGGCUGGUAGCGAGGAGGAUGGAGCUGGGACUUUGAGACCUAUGAAUGGCGUGAAGCUGGAGUAACCGUUGGGACAGACUUGGGGUACUCAAAAGUAUAAAAAGGCUUCUUCUCCUUGUGCUCUCUCGUCUAGGAGCACUGAUCCAGCAUGGCCUAACAGGUGAAAUGUUAUUUGUUGAAACUCGAAAUCGAUCUGAAACGUUCACUUGUCUGCAGUGAUGGAGAAGGAAGCUGAGUAUUGAGUCACACCCCUGCUGUAAUGCCGGAGAGGCCUGGAGGGUGCUGAAAAGGGACUGUUAGGCUACAUAUUAGGAAUUGUUACGAAUGAGGCAGCAUUCUGUUUGUAUGUUGAUUAUGUUUAUGAUCUAGUCUACUUUAGUUGUAGCACUAUUGAAACUGGCACUUCCUGUUCAGUUAUUCAUUCAAAUGUCAAUUCAUGUUUCAGCUCCAUCACGGGUUUAUGCUGGGAAGUUUCUGUGACAUUGCAUUGAUGUUCCUUGUUUGAUAUGUUCAGGGUGUAAAGAAUUGGGGAAACUACCAGACCUGCGACAACCUAUGUCCUUGGGUGCGUCCCAAUAAUCUCUCCUUCCUCCUGAUGUGUGCACUUGCGCGUUCAUUUCUCCCCAUAAAGUUAAAAUCAUUGGAUUGAUGUAGACAUGGGCUAGGGGUGAGUCCAUUAAGGGAAGUGAACAAGUGCACACUUUGGGAGAACAGAGAUUAUUGGGACAUAGCAUAAGGUGUGUCCUUAUCGGUAGUAAGAAAGUCGAUCAUUUAUUUUGACUUCACUAACUCAGCUAUAGCCUGCAGUAUCAAAAUCUCAGAGCUAGCAUGUUGAGUCGUAUCUGGUUCUUUGUGUGGUGAAUAGGUUUCUUCCCUUUUGUGAAUAAAAAUAACUGUUCUCCUU